UCAAACAUUAGACAGCUUAGAGGUAAGCAACACGUGACAGCAACGCAAGGUGCUACACCCGACAUAUUUGUGUUGAUAUCUCGAGGCUUCCAUAACCCGUAAAUUCACAACAUCCACUCCACUCUAUCCCAUCAACAACAUAAAAAACAACAACUUUAAGGCCCUUCUCUCCCCCAAACCGCCAGCGAAGCAAAAUGGUCCUAGUGAUUCCAUCAGACCCAAUCAUAGCCCGGCCCUCCUGGGGAGCGACGUUCAAGAUCAGCUCUCCCAUGGCGGAACCCACUACCCCAGGGGGCUCCUCGGUCGCGGUCUGGGGCGUUGUGAUCCCCAUUAUGUUCUUCUUUGAUUCUCUCUUCAGCGCCAGGGAGGGAGACGCAGACGGCGGCCUCAGCUUAAACAGUCUUCUGCGAGAAUGGUCGUUGAACGAUGGGGAUUAUGACGACUAUGUCGACGACGACGACGACGAUGACGAUGACGAGGAAGACGACUCAUUGGCGUGGGAGGACCAGCAGGCGUGGGCGCUAUCGUGGGUGGAGGAAGUCCUCUCGUGGCAAGGGCUGGACGGGCGUGCGUGCGUUCAGAGAUUCAUUUGCGAGCUGCAGCACAGGACGAUUCACAAGUACAGCGUCUUGGGCGAGACCAUGGCCCUGCUCUUCCGAAUGGCCAACAGCUCGUCAACUAACAGCGUAAUGGCACCUUAUUUAGAAGCCGAAGAAAAAGGUCAGAGUAUCAGUAACUGGACAGAAUGCGGCGCCCUGUUUCCCGCCUGCCCCACUUCGCCAUUCAAACUCUUUGGCGGGAAAUUAAACAUGACCGUGACCGAAUAGUGACGGACGUAUUUUGAAUUAGCUUAUUUAUAUUUAUUUAUGUUACACUCAGGAUUUUUUUUUUUCAUUUAUAUUCUAAUUUAUAUCACGUUGGAUAUUUAAUACUCUAUUUUUUGUGUUACGCUUGUGCCUUCGUAUAUAUGACUUUGUGUGUUAUGUGUAUUGUAUCGUAUGGUCCCAAUAAAAAUGUUGAUGUA
Messenger RNA from Penaeus monodon (black tiger shrimp), 1024 nucleotides. RefSeq lists its product as uncharacterized. Lineage: Eukaryota; Metazoa; Arthropoda; Malacostraca; Decapoda; Penaeidae. The transcript has 3 exons. The coding region runs from base 195 to 827 and encodes 210 amino acids. The record is from RefSeq and is a predicted model, not a curated record.